Messenger RNA from Morone saxatilis (striped sea-bass), 2341 nucleotides. RefSeq lists its product as uncharacterized. NCBI's taxonomy places the organism in Eukaryota, Metazoa, Chordata, Actinopteri, Moronidae. The transcript is spliced from 5 exons. The record is from RefSeq and is a predicted model, not a curated record. The coding region runs from base 399 to 1589 and encodes 396 amino acids.
ACCCAAAGGUUAGCGGUUAAAUUUGGUCCGUCCCGUCCAGAACCGCUACCGUCCGCUCCAGUUCUGCCCCGUUUUGUGUUCCGCUUCAGGCCUGCUGGAUAGGAAGAAAAAAAGAAACCUAGCAACGGCCGCGCCUGGCAGCCAUGAUGAAUAAUGAAACUCCCACUGUGGUGUUGCCAUGUGUGAUUAAAAGCUUCAUGAAACAGUUUCAAUGCGGGAGGUUUUACACUGACUAUAGAGAGAGUCUUCCCCCUUUUGUCAGGUCAGCUUCAACCAUAACCGUUUAAGAGCAGAGGAGUUCACUGUAACACUACAUGGGCCUCUAAGGUAACCUGAUCUGAUAAUUAAGCCUCUUGAACUUCCACCAUCAGCUAGAAAGCUACAAUUUCAACCAAGACAUGGACCCAUCUACUCGAGUGGUGGGUCUGGAUGCCCAGGGGAACAUGGUUUUCACAGUGGUAAAACCAGUUAUGGGCAUCUUUCAGGUGUCUUCAGAGCAAACAGGUAGUGUUGCACAAGGGGGCAUGGGGCUGCAGGGUUUGUCUGAAAACACUCUGAUCCUCCCUCAAGCACAAGGCCAGGCUCCGCUAGACCAGAACCAGGUGGACAUGCACACCAUGCAGCCUCAUAUUCAGCCCCAGAUGCAGGUUUCUGCCCCAGCACAGACUGAGGAUGUGUCCCAGAAUCAGGACCCGCCACCAAAUCCAAGCACGAAUUCCCAGACCCAUAUGCCUUUUGCGGAGGUGUCGUCACUCCUGGAUCCCAACAUGAAAGGCUCUAAGGCUCGGAAGUAUCUCAUCUCGUAUGAUGAAAUUAAACGCCGCCUGCAGGCCCCGGAGAAGAUGUCCCUGCGCUCGUUGGCAGCCUACACUCGGGUCAGCAGAGGCCCGGCCAGCAAGAAAACCCUUCUGGAGUCACUCAAUGUCCUCGGCCUCACUCCAAGCACAACUACCUCCGUAUCCUCCUCGUUCUCCAAACUCACUGAAGGUGACACUGGAGCUUUGUGUGACGAUAUGAAGGACUUUGCCCAUGACUACAUCGACUACGGCAACAUGGCUAAACAGCUCAUCCCCGAGACAAAUACAGUUCAACACUGGUCCAAAAUUAUUGAAACUAAGAACCACCUUGAGGAUAUGAGAAAAUGUUUCAAGGACCCGGUCAACAGCGGUGCGUUUGAUAAUGUCACUCAUGGCCUGGGUCUGGGAAUGUUGGACGUUGCACUGGACAUGGUCAUUAUGGUAAUUGAACAGCAGAUCCGGAUCCUGUCUGGCGCAGCAGCGUCAGACCCAGCUGACUCUGGUCCGCCAAUGCGGCGUAUCCGCAGGCGCCACCGCAAAACCCGCCCCACUGACAGCGAAAAGUCUCACAAGGUGUCUGGCGGGGUCAGUGAGCAAGGGAAGGUCAUUUCAAAAGGCAAGGGGCGGGGAAGAGCCAAGAAGAAGAUAAGGCAGGAAACUGGAGUUCCUGGUCCUGUGGAAACUCCUGUAGAACAAGGCAAACCAGAUGAUGUGGAGAGUAAUGUCCUCACUCUGGUUUCUGUAGGAUAUGAGACUGUUUCCAGUGGUCUGAAUGCGUCCGGAACUGUUUGACACCGGCUCACAUGACCGGCCUAAAGAACAAAUCAUGGUCCCAUUCAAGAGAAUACUCAGCAGUAGGACUCAGACUUUGCACAAGUUGAGCUGGGUUGAGCUCCUGUGAAGGAGAUCACAGUUGUGGUGAGCCCAGCAUCAACGUAUAACGUCACAGCUUGAAGUCCAAGUUAAAGGAAUAGUUCGACAUUUUGGGAAAUACAUUUAUUCUCACAUCUGUACAGUAAAUACAGAGCUGGAGCCAGCAGCUGGUUAGCAGGUCUUAGCAUAAAAACUGGACAGAGCCAGGCUUGCUAAGCUAAGCUAACCAACUGCUGCUACAUAUGGGAGGGAUAUCCAUCUUUUCGUCUUAGCCUCGGCAAGAAAGCAAUGAAGUGUAUUUCUUAAAAUAUCAACGUAUUCUUUUGAGAGAAUCCUGUUUCUUUAGUAGCAGAUUUUGUAUGUAUGUAGUCAAACUGAGUCCAUUCUAUAUAUUAUUUUUUUUAUGCUAUGUUUUCAGUGAACAGAACAAAAUCUUCACCGAUGUAUGUAAAGAUGUAAACACGGAGAAAACCUGUCCAUGCACAGGGACAGACAAUAAUAGACAGAUAAUAACUGAUUAUAUUUUUUGCUGGCAGUACUACGUCUCCUGUCUCCCUGUUGUAUUUAUUGUUUAGAUUUCCAUCUCUAUCGUUCUGUACUAGAUUGUUGAAAAGUCUGUUUUUACUGGAACCUCAAGAGUUGAGUAAAAUAUAAAGAUUUAAUUUUCCUAA